Candidula unifasciata is the source of this 807-nucleotide messenger RNA. The record is from the annotation of a GenBank genome assembly. NCBI's taxonomy places the organism in Eukaryota, Metazoa, Mollusca, Gastropoda, Stylommatophora, Geomitridae.
AUGACGUCACCCGUGGAUACCCUGUACCAACAAAACCAGUUCCUCAACUGGAUGUACCUGACUCUUGCAGACCAACCGCUACGCCAACAGCCAGGCCACAACAUCUCUAACAUAUACUCUAAUGAUGAUGCCACUAGUGGCAACACAAAUGACAUGUGGUUGGCCGACCACCCCAAGCACCAUUAUCAACAGUCUAGUCUUAGUUCUAAAAGCGGAUCAGGAACUCAAGUUUUGUCUUCUUGUGACGGAAAUUUUGUAAAUGGAAGUCUACAUUCUUUGACCAAUGGGAAUAUUCAUUCCUUCUCUAGUAGUAGUCUGACCAAUGGAAAUUUUCAAUCUGUAGCCAAUGGGAACUUCCUAAACGGGAACAUCCAGCCCCUGCACGCGUUGAGCGGGAGAAACAUCCAAUCACCGCUGACCAGCAUGGUCAACGUGAAUAAUCUCAUAAAAACCAACGGACUGUCAGGCCACAACGUAUUUGCCGAACCUUGGUCUAACCCUAGACAUGGUUACAGCAGCUUGAACUCGGCACGCCCAAAAGGUGAAGGUCUGACGCCCUACCAAGGCAAGAAGCGUUGUUUCGGAGAGUACAAAUGUCCCAAGUGCAAACGGAAAUGGAUGAGCGGCAACAGUUGGGCCAACAUGGGUCAAGAGUGCAUCAAGUGCCACAUACUGGUCUAUCCUCAUAAACAGAGACCCCUAGAAAAACCCGAUGGCCUUGACGUGUCUGACCAGAGUAAGGUCCACCCCCAACAUCUCUGUGAGAAGUGCAAGAUGCUGGGCUACUACUGCAGACGUGUCAACUGA